AUGCAACGCACAACAUCGACCACACCUGCCCAUCAUCCAUCCCUUUCACAACCGCAUACGACCCAGGUGUUGACCUUGACCAGCGUCAUGACAGCUGAAUUAUCCGAACCCAUUGAGCACCAAAAGACAUGGGAAGAGUCCGGUAUCGCACGAACGGGUAGCCAUGGAGCGUAUUUCAACACGUCAGAGGCCAACUCAGAGUUGCCGUGGCCUUCAGCGACGACGACUAGUACACUUCCUUUUCAGGAAAGUCACGGGAGCAGUAGCCGUGUCACAGAGUUACCUCCAGCGCUGAGCCGUUCGCAGUGUGUUCGCCUCCCCUCGCAGAGUGACAGCGAAACCGGUGUGGUCCUCCAUUCGUUGCUGUUACGCCCAAUGAGGGCGGGUAUUCACUGGGAUUUGUUGGAGUCACAUGGAAGGACAGAGAGGGUGCUGAAGGAACGUUGGCAGGAAUUGGCAACUCAUCCAGCGCUACCCUCGAUGACGGUGGUGCAUCCCUGGCUACCAUGGCCCAUCACUGUCCAUGCAUCGGGCAUGGAUUCGAGAGGGGUGACGGUUGCUGAUGUCCUCUUGACAAUUUCGAGGAAUCUAAGGAUCCCGGUCGAUGGAACGCGGAGGAGGAUAAGAAUAAGUUAUUUGCGUGGAAGACGGAUGUUCGUAGGUUUGAAGACGAGUGAUAUUGGGGGUGAUAUAUGGGAGCUUGUUGUAAGGUAA
Molecule: messenger RNA, 714 nt
Organism: Marasmius oreades (fairy-ring Marasmius)
Lineage: Eukaryota; Fungi; Basidiomycota; Agaricomycetes; Agaricales; Marasmiaceae
Exons: 1
Coding region: 1-714 (237 amino acids)
Source: RefSeq, a predicted model, not a curated record